CCGAGAGCCGUGGGCACCGGGGCGCACGGACUGCAGAUGCCCCCUGUGCUGGCUUGACUGUGGCAGCUGCGCCUUCAGGACGCAAAUGCAGUUUCGGGGAGCUGGGACUGAGUGCGAAAUUAGUCUCACCUGGGGGCUCCACGUCCGUGGGCGAAGGGGAUGCGAUGGAGGCCGUGGCUAGCGCUUCCCCGAUGAGGAGAGUCUGCCUUCCCUUGCUGGAGUGUCCUCAUGUGCUGCCCUGGAAGCCAGUCACACCUGUGGGGUUGGACUUUAGGGGCCGCUUAAAGUUAGGCUAUCCUAGUUGCGUGAUUCUGACAGCCUGCUUGGCUGGGGUGGGGGAGAGCGGAUGGGAGAUGUUUUGCGGUGAUGGCCAGAGAGCAAGCCUUACCCAGGUGACGGAGUGAGGCAGGUAGCAGUUGGAGCGUGGCCCAGUGAGAGCUGAGGGACGGGCCACCCAUGGCGUCUUUACUGGGCUUAGUGUUCUGUUAACCUGAGAACUUUCCCUUGCUAAGAACCCUGGAGGAAGGAAGAGACGGAUUCAGCAGCGUUGAUGCAGGUGCAUGCUCUUACCCCAGCAGGUCCCACCCGAAAGAUGCCCCCCAGCGCCAGUGCCGUGGACUUCUUCCAGCUCUUUGUCCCCGACAACGUCCUCAAGAACAUGGUGGUGCAGACAAACAUGUACGCCAAGAAGUUCCAGGAGCGGUUCGGGAGCGACGGGGCCUGGGUGGAGGUGACGCUGGCGGAGAUGAAGGCGUUCCUGGGCUACAUGAUCUCCACCAGCAUCUCCCACUGUGAGUCCGUCCUCAGCAUCUGGAGCGGCGGCUUCUACAGCAACCAGAGCCUCGCCCUCGUCAUGAGCCAGGCCCGCUUCGAGAAGAUCCUCAAGUACUUCCACGUCGUGGCCUUCCGCUCCAGCCAGUCCACGCACGGGCUCUACAAAGUCCAGCCCUUCCUCGACUCCCUGCAGCACAGCUUCGACUCUUCCUUCAGGCCUUCCCAGACCCAGGUGCUACAUGAACCCCUGAUCGACGAGGACCCCGUGUUCAUUGCCACAUGCACAGAGCGGGAGCUGCGCAAGAGGAAAAAGCGGAAAUUCAGCCUCUGGGUCCGACAGUGCUCUUCCACUGGCUUCAUCAUCCAGAUUUACGUCCACCUGAAGGAGGGCGGGGGCCCAGACGGCCUGGACGCGCUGAAGAAUAAGCCCCAGCUGCACAGCAUGGUGGCCCGGAGCUUGUGCCGGAACGCGGCGGGCAAGAACUACAUCAUCUUCACGGGGCCCAGCAUCACCAGCCUGACCCUGUUUGAAGAGUUCGAGAAGCAAGAGAUUUACUGCUGCGGCCUGCUCAGCUCCAGGAAGAGCGACUGCACCGGCCUCCCGCUGUCCAUGCUGACCAACCCGGCCACCCCGCCGGCCCGGGGCCAGUACCACAUCAAGAUGAAGGGGAACAUGUCCCUGAUCUGCUGGUACAACAAGGGACACUUCCGCUUCCUGACCAACGCCUACUCCCCCGUGCAGCAAGGAGUCAUCAUCAAGAGGAAGAGUGGGGAGAUCCCCUGCCCGCUGGCCGUGGAGGCGUUUGCUGCUCACCUUAGCUACAUCUGCAGAUACGAUGACAAGUACAGCAAGUAUUUCAUCUCUCACAAACCAAGCAAGACCUGGCAACAGGUCUUCUGGUUUGCCGUCAGCAUCGCCGUCAACAACGCCUACAUCCUGUACAAGAUGUCGGACGCCUACCACGUGACCAGGUACAGCCGGGCGCAGUUCGGAGAGAGACUCGUCAGAGAGCUGCUGGGCUUGGAGGACGCCUCGCCCACCCACUGAUGCUGGGGGCGCCGGCCCGGGCUGGCAGGGACCAGGUCGAGGAAGAGGAGGAGAGCCGGUUGAGCCCACCUGCCCGGCCAGAGACGUGGAAACACCCUGGUGUGGGCCGCACCCAGGUCCCCAGCGCAGGGUCUCUCGCGCCACCCGUGCGACCUGCAGGCCAACCUCGGCUCUCAGCGAAGGCACCGCGAGAGGAUGAGCUGCAGCGUGUUCCGAGAGAGAUGCCUGCUUCGUGCAGAUCCAAGGAGACUGGAGUUGGGGUUCAAGUUCAAGGUGGAGGAAGCAAGCAGGGAUUGGCUCUGCACGGUUAAGGCAGUUCUGAGGUGUAGCGGGGAGGCCACGGGGGCUUCCAGCAGCUUCUGACGGGUCUCUUAGAAGAAACGCAGCCUGGGUGCGCAGUGCUGAAAUUCGGGACUGAGUGAGGCCUUCCUGCUCCUUUUCCUCUGUGUGGGUGGGGGGAAAGGGAAACGCCAAAAGAGUUACAGUGAAGGGUGAUGCUAUUUUUUAUUUUUAAAUAUAUCUUCAGGUUAUUUUCUUACUGUUGCUUCAGAUCUAAUGUAAAAGGCAGAUGUCCCCCCUCCCCCUCGCCAUCUCCACCCUCCAGCCCCAGUCACGGCUCCUUGCAUGAUCACACACCUCCGUGUUCGGCCUGUGGCCGGCCCGGGAGGGCAGCUCGUUCCCAGAACAGACGUGGCUGUGCUCCGCGGAGGCUUGUCACAGGCUCCGUCAUCCCUGGCAGAAUUACUUGUUUUGAGAAAUAUGUAGCAUUGCUAAACAGACAAAACUCUCUACAGUGACCGGUGACCGUUUGCUCCCUGUCCCCCCUCCGUGUGCACCAGCCCUGGCAGCGUUUGCCGCUCUGAGCGUCCCCCAGGAUGGUGUAGCCGGUCUGGAGAUGGGCUUGAAAUGGGGGCCGGGGGCUUGCUCACCUGAGCGGGACGGGAAAGACCGCGUGCCCAGCAGCCGGAAGCCAGGGCCCCGUUCACCACCUGGAAACAUCUGCGGCUCUUUGUGAAACAAGGUUUAUGC
This is a messenger RNA of Microcebus murinus (gray mouse lemur), 2851 nucleotides long. The record is from RefSeq and is a predicted model, not a curated record. NCBI's taxonomy places the organism in Eukaryota, Metazoa, Chordata, Mammalia, Primates, Cheirogaleidae.